Messenger RNA from Fonsecaea nubica, 981 nucleotides. RefSeq lists its product as hypothetical. Bases 1 to 981 code for a protein of 326 amino acids. NCBI's taxonomy places the organism in Eukaryota, Fungi, Ascomycota, Eurotiomycetes, Chaetothyriales, Herpotrichiellaceae. The transcript has a single exon. The record is from RefSeq and is a predicted model, not a curated record.
AUGCUGAUAUCUAGAGAUAGGCGGGCGGAGAGUUUUCAUGCCUGGAGAACCCUGGCAGCGGCAUAUCCCAAUCCAGAAGAGUUUGGGAGGCGCGAAUACCGAUAUCUCCUGGACAUUAAGCAGCUAUCAGUACCAAUUACUGAGUACUUCAACGGAAUCACGUCCGAAGAAAUAGAGUGGCUUGUUUGCCUGCGAAUCUCCCCAAAGCAGAUGGCAAUAAGCAGCCUUGUCUCGGUACACACGAUACUAAAUCUCGCCGUGCUCGAUCUUUCAGAUGGUCAGGUCACGAUUGACAACAAUCUUUCCAAAUUUGAUGAACGUCUCCUGCGUUCUUGGGCAGAUCUUGCACGGUCGGGAGAGGCUUUUCAGCACCUGCGGGUGAUAUUGUUUGGCUGGCAGGAACAUCUAUCGGACUGGAUCUUCAAAUACACAGAGUUCUUCCCCUCUUUAUGCCAGAUCAUCAUCACCGACUGCCCGAAAAUGCACCAGAAAAACCGAGGAUUGUGGGAACCAACCGCGCAAACCGCAGGGUGGGAAGCUAGGCACGCAAAGAAGAGUGCCAAAAGCCUGCGACCAAUCAUUGGGAGCCAGGACUUUGCUUUUGGCUCGGUGUCAGGCUGCUACCACGACAGUCUGGAGCUGUACAGCCAGUUGGCACACAAGCGUCGGCCCAGCCUUACUGACGGGCGGCCAUUGCUGGAAGUAUGGAUCGCCAAUCCUCGACAGUGGUCGCAUAUUGUUGAUGACUUCCCUUCCACAAGGACGAUUUUCCUGGAGAAUAUCAAGACGCAGAGUUGGAAGGCCAAGGGAGGAUCUUCUUCCAUCAGCAGCAACCGUGAGCCGACGAAGAGGGUCAGAAACCAAGACCCAGGAACCCCAGGAGCCGCAUCGCCUCCUCCAAAGCGAGGGUCGCGAGAAAGGCCUGCGAUGAAGUCGGGUGGGAAGAACAUUACCGAAAUGCUCAAUGAGUUCACGUCAUAG